UUACUUCUUACUUCUUAGUUCUUAGAUCUUAGUGUUCUUACUACAACAAAAAAAUAAAAAUACUGAUUAGUUAUUUAGGUCACGGAAUGUGUAAUUAGCUAGACAUUUGUUAAAUAGGCAACUGCGUUUUUUUAUUUUGUCAUGACGUGACGACGUGUUAAACAUCAAUAUUACGUUAAUACAUUCACAUGAUCUGCUUUGAUACAAAGGUCAAUGAUAGCAUUUAUAGCCAUUUAGUAGAUAUCUAACUAUACUAAUUUUUUUUAUUAAAGCACUUUAUAUUAUUACUAAUAAAUUAGAACAAAUUAAAAGCAUUGAAAUCUAUAUUCUAUGUAUAAUACUUACAUAUAAUAAUAUGUAAUUAUGUAAACUAAUCUAUUGACUAUUUAGAUAUACUAAUAUAAUAUUGACUAUUGAACAUCAAAGUAUUAAAUGGAGUCUGCUUCUGCUGAAAAUACAAAUCGACUUAAGCCACUCAAUGAAUUAACUAGUGAAGAUCAACUUUUAAUAUCAAUGUGUGCAUUGGCUAGAGAAAGAGCGUAUGUUCCAUACAGCAACUUCAAAGUUGGUGCUGCAUUGCGAUGUGAUGAUGGUACCAUAUUCUCAGGCUGUAAUGUAGAAAAUGCUUCUUAUGGACUUUCAAUAUGUGCUGAACGUACAGUUAUUGUGAAAGCUGUAAGUGAAGGAAAAACAAAAUUCACUAAAAUUGCAAUUGCUGGAUUAAAUAAAAAUCAAUUUGUUCCUCCUUGUGGUGCUUGUAGACAAGUAUUAAGUGAAUUUAAUAAUCCUAAUAAUGACAUGAUUGUUUAUUUAUAUCAACCGAAUGGUACUAAUGUUGUUGUAACAAGUGUGUCUGAGUUACUUCCAUUGAAUUUUAAAUUUGAUAUUUAAUAUAAUUAAACAAAUUAUUAAUUACUAAGAAAAUAUAAAUUAUUAAG
Messenger RNA from Melanaphis sacchari, 938 nucleotides. RefSeq names its product cytidine deaminase-like. The coding region runs from base 433 to 891 and encodes 152 amino acids. Gene Ontology annotation, cellular component: cytosol. The transcript is spliced from 3 exons. NCBI's taxonomy places the organism in Eukaryota, Metazoa, Arthropoda, Insecta, Hemiptera, Aphididae. Gene Ontology annotation, molecular function: cytidine deaminase activity; zinc ion binding. The record is from RefSeq and is a predicted model, not a curated record.